Molecule: messenger RNA, 3171 nt
Organism: Vanessa atalanta (red admiral)
Lineage: Eukaryota; Metazoa; Arthropoda; Insecta; Lepidoptera; Nymphalidae
Gene: PH4alphaEFB
Product: prolyl 4-hydroxylase subunit alpha-1
Exons: 16
Coding region: 204-1967 (587 amino acids)
Biological process (GO): peptidyl-proline hydroxylation to 4-hydroxy-L-proline
Cellular component (GO): endoplasmic reticulum
Molecular function (GO): iron ion binding; L-ascorbic acid binding; protein binding
Source: RefSeq, a predicted model, not a curated record
CCGGGCCGGAGUUUGCGCUCUACGCUAAAAGUAAAAAUCCAAGUGAAGUAUUAUGAAUUUCUUGCUAUUGUUUUGAAUUUGUGAUAGUACGUAGUAUUAAAAUAAAAAACUAUUAUCUCGAUAUUUAAUUAUUUUUAAAAUCAUUUAACAAUAUUCUUAUUGCUGGAAUGAAAUAAUAAGAUAAAACAUCCGUGAAUUGAAAAAUGUAUUCCGUGGUGAAAACUUCGUCUCUGGCUUUAUGUUUCAUCGGAUUCAUUUUUGUAUCGACACGAGCAGAAUUUUUCACUGCUAUAUCAGAUGUGGAACCGCUUUUAGAAACCCACAUCAAGAUAAUUGAAGAUUUGGAAGAAUACAUUGAAAAAGAAGAGAAGCGGAUAUCGGUUUUAAAAAGACAUUUAAAAGUAUACCAAACUGAACAUGAAAAGGCUAUGGAAGACAUUCCGAACUAUUUGGGAAAUCCAAUAAAUGCAUUUACACUGAUAAAAAGGUUGACAACGGAUUUAGAAUUUAUCGAAAAGAAAAUCGAAAUCGGAACAGAAUAUGAAACAAGAGAAUAUAUAAAGAAUAUAUCAAUUAUAUCGGAUGAUGACUACAUUCAGUAUCCGUCGCUGGAGGACCUCACGGGGGCUGCUCAAGCUCUCACUCGCUUACAGGAGACCUACCAUCUUGAUGUCAACGACCUUGCUGAGGGAAUACUGAAUGGUGUUAUCUAUAGAGACGAAAGUACACCAGUUUCUGACGAUCAAUCAAUAACAAUUUUUACGUCUAUGAACUCUGACGACUGUUACGAGCUCGGCAAGGUGCUGUACAACGAGAAAGAUUAUAAAAACGCGCUCGCUUGGAUGCAAUUGGCCUUGAAAAAGUAUCCCAAUGAUGACGAACUUUAUAACUUCACGGAUGUCGAUAUUUUGGAGUAUAUCAGCUUCUGUUACUACUUGUUGGGUGACCUCAGAAAUGCAUUAAACUGGACGAAAAAGUUGCUUAUGUUGGACCCAUCCCACGACCGAGCUAAAGGCAACAUACCGCAUUAUCGAGACGCUCUUUUCAAAAAGCAAUCUGACCUCAGUAAGAAAAAUCGGGGGGUCUCACCUGGAAAAAAACAAGACACAGGACAGCCAACUGUAGAUGCAAACGAGGAAGCUGAAAAACCAAAAGAACUAACGAAAUAUGAAAAAGAAAGGAAGGUCUACGAGGCUCUUUGUCGCGGAGAAAUGGAAAUACCGAGGGCGAUAUCCAAACGAUUGACAUGCCGCUAUCUGACUGAAAAUCAUCCUUUCCUGAGACUGGCACCAAUCAAAAUGGAGUACGUGUACCUAAAUCCUGAUAUUGUGGUGUUCCACGAGGUUUUGAACGAUGACGAGAUAUUUGAAAUCAUGAUGAUGGCUCGACCGAGGUUCCGCCGUGCAACAGUCCACGAUCCAAAGACCGGUGAGCUGGUCCCCGCACACUACCGCAUCAGCAAGUCCGCGUGGCUCAAGGACGAGGAGUCGCCGAUUAUAGAGAACUUGUCCAGGAGAAUCGCGGACUUCACCGGACUCAGCAUGGUCAGCGCAGAGGAAUUGCAAGUCGUCAAUUACGGGAUCGGCGGCCAUUAUGAACCACAUUUCGAUUUUGCUCGCAAACAAGAAAGUGCUUUUGAAAACUUCAACGGAAAUCGUAUCGCAACAGUCCUAUUCUAUAUGUCGGACGUGGCGCAGGGCGGCGCGACGGUGUUCACGGAGCUGGGGCUGAGCGUGUUCCCGCAGCGCGGCGCCGCCGUGUUCUGGCUCAACCUGCACCCGUCGGGGGAGGGCGACCUCGCCACCCGCCACGCCGCCUGCCCCGUGCUGCGCGGCUCCAAGUGGGUGUGCAACAAGUGGAUCCACCAAGGAGGCCAGGAGCUGAUAAAACCGUGCGAUCUCGAGUACCAGUCUGAAGGCAUAAUUCGACCACUUCCGCGUCCCUUGGUGAAGAAGACCUUUAGAUAAAUAUAUACAUUCAAUUUAUUCACUUGCGAACUGACUUUGGCAGAAUAAAGAAAAAUUGUAUUAGAUCGUAGUCAUAAUCUUAUACUCGAAAGAGUAAACGAUGUGUGGGUCACGAAUGUAUUGUUCACUAAAUUUUACGAACAGAGAAAAAAUGAGAAAUCUCUAAGAAUAAAACGGGAACUUUCACAUAUUACUAAUAUUUCUAUUAAAUGUAAGAUCUAAUCAGAAAACUAAAUAUUAACAUCAUAUACUAUUAACAACUGAUAGAUUUAAUAAAAUUUAAAUAAGGAAAAAGUCAUUCUACUUUAAAAACAAAAUAUAUAGAUAUCAAAUAUACUGCAAUGGCUUAUAGUAAAUUGAGCCCUGGAAUUUUGCAGUAGUGUAAAAAUCAUAUAUUUUGGUAAAAAAACUUUUUAUAAUAAUUGCUUAAUGUAAGCAAAAUAUAUCUUGCCGAAAAUGAUAUUUCUCUAUGUAUACAUUGUCGAAAAUAUUUUAAGUUUUUUUUUUUUAAAUUAAUAAUGCUACAGAGGCUGUCAUUAUUUGUCAAUUAUUGUGUUAUUAAUUUUAAGAGAGGAAUACACAAUUGUAUUCUAAUUCUUUGUUGGCCAUUUUCAUUGCAUUUAUCUAGCGGUUACGAUUCGCAAUAUUUUUAACCAAUUAAUAUGUACAAAAUUAUUAUAAUACAACAAAUUUUUGAAAUAUUUUUUUGUGUUAAGAUAUUUUUUAAGGUAUUGUAAAAAUAUAGUUUUACCUUUAUUACUGUUAUAAUAUUAUUACGAUUAAUUUGGUCUAUAUUUUACUUAUUUCUUUUCAUUUUCCUUAAUAAAAUGGAAGUAAUUAAAGAAGCAGCUAUUACCCAGGAUGGAAUGCAUUUAAAAAACAAUAAAUUUAUCUUUUAUGAUUAUUAAAUAAAGCAUGUUAUAUAUCAUAAAUCUGAUUGCAUAUAUAUUUCUAAGUUAAUGAAAAUAAUUUCGAAUUUAUGAAAUGAUGUAUUUUAGAUAAUAAGGUGUCUACUAUCUAAGACUUAACUAAACAAAUAAACGACGACUUUAACUUUCAUAUACAAUUUGAACUAAUGCCAUUUGAAAUAAUGUUGAACGUUUAAUGCAUAGUUACUGCAUACAUAGAGUAUAAUAUUAAGGGAAAAUACUUGAUGUUUACAUUUAUUGUAAUCAUAUAUCUCAAUAAAAUAUCUGAGUCAAUG